Knipowitschia caucasica is the source of this 549-nucleotide messenger RNA. Lineage: Eukaryota; Metazoa; Chordata; Actinopteri; Gobiiformes; Gobiidae. The record is from the annotation of a GenBank genome assembly.
AUGGCGACUUUUGUGAGCAGGGUCCAGUUCUUGGAUGAUACUGAUCCAUUCAAUAGCACCAACUUCCCCGAGCCGACCAGACCUCCUCUGUACACCUUCAGAGAGGACAUCCCACUGAUCAACCAGAUCUCUGGGGUCCACCGGCUGCUCCGGGCCCCGCACAAGCCUGAUGACUGUGCCCUGCAGUUGUCCCACAAUGGAAGCUACCUGGACCUGGACUCCACCCUGGCCGAGCAGCGGGACGAGCUGGAGGGCUUCCAGGAGAACGUAGGGAGAGGAAAGAAACACAGCAUAAUUCUUCGGACCCAGCUCUCAGUCAGAGUCCACGCCUGCAUCGAAAAGCUGUACUUGUCCACCGGCCGGGAGCUUCGCAGAGCCCUGUUUUCCCUCAAGCAGAUAUUCCAGGAUGACAAAGACUUGGUGCACGAGUUCGUGGUGGCCGAGGGGCUCACGUGUCUGAUCAAAGUGGGCGCUGAGGCCGACCAGAACUACCAGAACUACAUCCUCAGGGAGCAGCUGAGGAAAGAGCUGCAGAGCACUCCCCCCUGA